This is a messenger RNA of Didymodactylos carnosus, 756 nucleotides long. NCBI's taxonomy places the organism in Eukaryota, Metazoa, Rotifera, Eurotatoria, Philodinida, Philodinidae. The record is from the annotation of a GenBank genome assembly.
AUGAAAGCACUCGGGUACCUAUCGUCAAUUAGUGAUUGUGAAUUAAGCACUACGGAUACAAAUGAAAGAAAUAUUUUGAACAAUAAAUUAGCAAAAUGGAUAUCGGUAUACAAAAAAACUAUAUCUGCUUCUACUGUAACAAGUAUUUUUGAUAUUGGUAUAUGUGUGAAACCAAAUUCAACGUUGGCUCCGGAUGCAGCUAUUGUUUUAAAAGACAAGAAGAAUAUCACAGGUGCUAGUCUUGUUAUUGGAAAACUGAAGGAUGUUGAUUUAGUUGCAACAGACACGUGGUUAAUGUUAACCUACAGAAAUGAUCAAAAUGAUAUCGGUAUUUGCAAUAACCAAACGUCUGCAACACUAAUAUUUGUUUGUGGACAAAAUUCGUCAGCUGCCACACCGCUGUUAAAUUAUACGAUGAGUACACCUCGUUGUUCGUAUGUAUUUCAAGUUGAAGUACCCGAACUAUGCCCAAAACAAGCAAAGAAAAAAAUGAGUGCUGGUGCUAUAUUUGUUAUUAUUUUACUCAUCGUAUCAAGUGUUUAUCUUAUUGGUGGACUUCUAUACAUGAAAUUUAUACGUGGAGCAAGAGGUCUCGAACUAAUACCACACCGUGACAUGUGGAUGAAAUUAGGUCAUCUAGCAGCGGAUGGUUGCGAUUUUUGUUGCCGUUGUAAUACGUCGACGCCAAAAGCCGGCUAUUUUUUUGACGACCAUGGAUCUGAUUUACGUGGUGACGAUGAUAUAUUGGCUCCCUAG